AAGAACAUUUCAAAGAUGAAGAUCAUUUUGUUGCUACUCUCCACAUUAGCUCCCCUUAGUUUAGCUCUAAAUUUGUAUAUACGCAGCAAAUGUAUCUCCACCCUGCCCUCUUUAGAAGUUUGCGCCUAUCAGGGCUGUUUUUUAAAUAUUGACCAAAGGGAUAUCGAAUUCAUUAACUGUGAACGCAAUCUAAGAGGAAGACCACCCCUGGACUUUUACUCGGAGGGUAAGUGCGGUCCGCAGUUGGUGCCCAAAUGCGAAACUUUUGAUUUCUAAAUAAAACGUUUGAGCUGAAA
This is a messenger RNA of Drosophila navojoa, 296 nucleotides long. RefSeq lists its product as uncharacterized. Lineage: Eukaryota; Metazoa; Arthropoda; Insecta; Diptera; Drosophilidae. The record is from RefSeq and is a predicted model, not a curated record.